Molecule: messenger RNA, 2568 nt
Organism: Rotaria sp. Silwood2
Lineage: Eukaryota; Metazoa; Rotifera; Eurotatoria; Philodinida; Philodinidae
Source: the annotation of a GenBank genome assembly
AUGACCAAUCAACCAGGAAAUCCGAAUAUGAAAAUGUUAAUUCCAAUGAUUAAUGAAUUACAACGUAUUUUUACAAUAGUUAAUACUCGAUUGACAUUAACAUUACCUCAAAUAGCGGUCGUUGGUUCGCAAUCAGCAGGCAAGAGUUCUGUACUUGAAAAUAUUGUCGGUAGAGAUUUUUUGCCUCGUGGUGGAAGUAUGGUGACGAAGCGACCUCUAGUUCUACAAUUGGUUACAUCUCAAGGGGCAGAAUAUGGUGUCUUCGGACAUAAACCACAGCAGAAAUUUACGAACUAUACUGAUAUUCGUAUAGAAAUCGAAAAUGACACCAAAGCAGUAGUACGCAAUGACAUGGGUGUCUCGAAUAUACCGAUCAAUCUGACGAUUUAUUCGCCUCAUGUUGUCAAUCUUACUCUAGUCGAUCUGCCCGGUAUGGUUAAAGUACCUUCACAAGGUCAACCCCUCGAUAUUAGUAAAAAGAUCGAUGAUAUUAUCCUCGAAUAUAUUAGCAAUGAGAAUUGUCUCAUUCUGGCUGUGACACCGGCUAAUAUCGAUAUCGUCACUUCCGAUGCAUUGGUUAUGGCUCGUAGUAAAGAUCCAAUGGGUAAACGCACAAUUGGUGUAUUGACAAAAUUGGAUAUGAUGGGCCGAGGACAUAAUGCACGUGACGUAUUUUUGAAUAAAGUUGUCGUUCUUGAAAGAGGCUUUAUCGGUGUUGUCCUUCGUGGUCAACGUGUCGAUGAAUAUGGUCGAGUUAUGAGAGAAUUAGAUAUACCGGCUGCACUCGAAUUCGAACGACAAUUUUUUCUUAAUGAUCCAGCCUAUCAUGAUAUGGCAGAUCGAAUGGGUGUACCCUAUUUACAACAUACACUCAGUAUUCAACUCACUGAACACAUUCUCAAGUGUUUGCCUGAUUUAAAACGAGAACUACAAGCACGUCAUCGCGAUUUAGCUGUAGAAGUAUCCGAAUUUCGUACAUCGGCUAUGCUUGAAGGUUCUGGUUUUGACACAAAAGCUUUAGUGGUAUUAACACAUGAAUUACAAGAAGAUUUUGAUGCCGCACUGAAAGGAACUAAUUUGAAAGACUCUGACUUGAAGACUCUAACAGGUGGGGCUCGUAUUGCUACCAUCUUUAAAUAUCGUUUUCCGUCAGAAUUGGCUAAAGCCGAUCUUCAAGACAAAGAUAUGCGUAAUCAAUUAGUUUUAGCCAUAAAAAAUAUUCGUGGUUUUCGAGCUGGUAUAUUUACACCAGAUGAAGCAUUCGAAUACAUUGUUCAAAUGCAAAUAGCCAAAUUUGAAGAACCCAUACUGACAUGUGUCGAUAUGGUUAUCUGCGAAUUGAAAAAAAUUAUUAAUGAAGUAACAAAUAAACUGAAGCGUUACCCAUUCUUGCAACGGGUCACCGAAGAAUUACUGACGCAAUAUUUAAAAGAACGUGAAGUUGUCACAAAGCAAGCCUGUACACUUUAUGUCCAUACACAAUUAUCCUACAUCAAUACGACUAAUGAAGAAUUUAUCGGAUUUACUAACGCCGAAAAAUCGGCCAAUACAAAUGACAUGAAUCGACAUAUUACUAAUCAGAUCAUUCGUAAAGGAUUUCUUCGUAUGCAUACCAAUGCAAAAUUAUUCCAAGCAAAAGAAUAUUUCUUCGUCUUAUCGACCGAUAGUCUAUCUUGGUAUAGUGAUUCUGAUGAGAGAGAUAAAAAAUAUAUGUUACAAUUAGAUGACCUCAAACUGCGUGCUACUGAAGGUGGUUUUAUGGCUAAACGAGCACAAUUUGGUUUGUACUAUACGGAAGGAAAGAACGUCUAUAAAGAACACAGAAUGCUCGAACUCUCUGCUGAAAAUAAAGAAGACAUGGAGAAUUGGAAAGAAGCGUUUUCCCGUGCCGGUGUCUUUUCUGAACGUGGGCAACGUGCCGAGACUACUACUUCAUCGACAGAUGGCGUUCCCGGCGAUCCACACAUGGAGCGUCAAGUAGAAACUAUCAAUAUUUUGGUAGCAUCUUACAUGAAAAUUGUGGCAAAAAUGACACGCGAUUUCAUUCCGAAAACGAUCGUCUGCAGCAUUGUACAAGAACUACGAAAAUAUAUUUCAAGAGAAUUGUUAGUCAAUCUCUAUGCUGUACCGAAUGCGAAAUCACUCUUGCAAGAAUCAGCUGAAGAACGACAACGUCGUGAAUCGAAAAUUGCCGAAUUUGAGGCAGUCAAAAAUGCACUAAAUAUUAUAGAGAAUUUUUAUAUCAACGCACGUAAGUUAUCUACAGGUAUGAUGAUAACACCAGCGGCUACCACUACAUCCUCGAAUAUCACCAUGAGCAAUCAUUUUGGACAAUCAUCAAAUUCAUCCACGAAUUUAGUCGACAAUUCCUUUGGCUCUAACACUAAUCGUAUAUCCGGCCAUCAUGUUCAAACAAAUCAACAAACAUGGAACACUUUUGGAACCCAUGGACAGGCACCACCAGUUGUUCCACCUAAUCCGUUGGGUCGUUCCUAUGCGAAUGGGUCAACGACCCCACCAGUACCCAUACUACCUCAGCGUCCACUACCACGUGUUCCGCCGCGAUAA